Guillardia theta CCMP2712 is the source of this 1917-nucleotide messenger RNA. RefSeq lists its product as hypothetical. The transcript is spliced from 29 exons. Bases 1 to 1917 code for a protein of 638 amino acids. The record is from RefSeq and is a predicted model, not a curated record. NCBI's taxonomy places the organism in Eukaryota, Cryptophyceae, Pyrenomonadales, Geminigeraceae.
AUGAUCUCGACGCUUGCAUGGAGCUCGAAAAUCUUCGACCAGGAGAUCGUUGCAGUCGUGAUCGUCUCUACUCUACUCUCUAUCGGAUUCUCCUGCACCGGUCAAGCGCUAGAAUUUCAGGCAAACGCUCCCCCUGCUAGAAUGAAGAGCUGGAUCCGAGACGCGCAGUGGGAGUCAGGGUUCUGCUUCAACAAGCACGUCGUCCUGCUGGGCUUCAACGAGACAGGACAGCAGAUAGCAGAAUUCUUUCGACACAAGGGACAAGAUGUUGUGAUGAUCGACCUGGACCCGGAGCUUUUCGUGGUGCUCAAGAAACUUUAUCAUGGAGCCGAAGUCAAGAUAGCCAUAGGUUGGCUCCUAGGGUACGCUGACUUGAGCGCGGAGCUUUCCUGCGCUCUUGAAAGACCAUCCAUGGGCAACAUCGAGGACGAGGGGAGUGACCCACAGGCUCCCAGCCAUUCCAAGGAUGCAGAUUUCAAUUCCUCCGCGCACGCUGCUGGAAGCCCUCCAGCGAAUGGCUGCGGACAGUCUCAAACGACAACAAAGCACAUCUCUACAGCUAAAUACUGCUGCACUCCUUUAGCCAUGAAGGGCUGGAGCUCGAGUGGAGGCACGGGUACAAACAUCUUUCCUGUGUACGCAGACCCCGAGAACCGCGAGACGUGGGAGGCUUUCAACCUCGCCAACGCAGCGCUGGUCGUGUCCUGCAUGGUCGACGGGCAAGAGGCUGAGGUCCUUGGGUCCCUCGUGCAGGUUCAGCUCGCGGAGAAGCUCAAGGAGGCUGGCGUCCCUUUCAUGGCUGUGACCAACAGCAACAACGAGGCCCGGGAGCUCUACGCCCAUGGCUGCGCCUAUGCCAUCCAGCAGGAGUACCUCGCGUCAUGCCUGCUCAAGAAGCUCUUGCUCAUGGAGGUGGAGGCGGAAAUCGACAAGAACAGGCAAGACCUCCACUCAUCGUCAGUCUAUCUUGACAGACUUGUAGCUUCUUCACCGGCCAUCGCAUGCAUCACAUCGCCAACCUCGAGGAGCAAGAGCAUAUCGAAAAUCUUCACAAGCUCAGCAACUUUCUUUGAAAACAAGACGGCUGUCGACAAGAGGAAGCAACGUCAAGUGCUUAUUCGUCAAGUUAGGCAAAGUGUAUCAAUUUGUGGAGCCAUGGCAGAACUCGCGGAUGCAGUUGCUCGCGCUCGUUCUCGAAAGCUGAGACUCUGUAAGGAGCAGGAAGAUGCUCAUCGCAUAAGGAGGCCGGAGGACCAACGCAAGAAUUACCAACAGAGAAGAUUUGAGCUGACAAUGAAGAUGAAACAACAAAAGGCGUCAAAGGAAAAAGAGUUGGAGCACAUUCGAAACGACGUUGUUACGCUGAAGCAAGAGCAUCGACGACUUCAGAUCAGAAUGGAAGAGAUGGCUAGGACACAAUUAUUGGACUGGAAGUCAUUGCCAAGCGCGGAGGCUUUCAUAGAACGUGAGGGGUCGCUGCUGUUGGACUCGGCGCGCCCAGACGUCGUCUUGUUCGUCUGCGAGCAAGAAAUCGAGAAGCUCACGGCCAGUCAAGAACAAAAGCAGCUGAGUGUAGACGUCGUAGCCCAGGACAUGCAAGGCUUGCAGAUGAAUCAAGCUCGUCUCUCCCGACUGCUACCCAUGGCAAAGCUUCUGAAAGUAGUGUGCGACCUCAGAGCGGAACUGAUUCGAAAGAGAGAAAGAGAUUCCUCGAUGACACGUGAAGCUUCACAUCGGGAUGCGAUCGUGCGCCCUGAAGAGCAAGAGCUUGCCAUGAGCAAUCCAGCCGAGACAAGCCAACAAAUAGAGGUCGAGACUCCAACAGUGUGCUCGAGGUGUACCAAGGAAUACUUUCCCAGCAAGAACACUCCUACAUCUUGCAGGUUUGACGAUUACAUGACGCUCAGACACGAGUGA